Molecule: messenger RNA, 8945 nt
Organism: Rana temporaria (common frog)
Lineage: Eukaryota; Metazoa; Chordata; Amphibia; Anura; Ranidae
Gene: UNC79
Product: unc-79 homolog, NALCN channel complex subunit
Exons: 52
Coding region: 135-8213 (2692 amino acids)
Molecular function (GO): protein binding
Source: RefSeq, a predicted model, not a curated record
CAGUCUUCGGCCUCCCCCGAUGAUCGCUCCUCUCACACGGCGGCGGCGGGUCACCGAUCGAUCACCCGGGAGGGGGGAGGGGAGAGCACACCGGCACCACGGAUUCCUGUGCCAGAAGAAUCCAACUGGACGCCAUGUCCACCAAGGCGGAGCAAUUUGCCUCCAAGAUCCGAUACCUACAUGAGUACCACCACCGCGUCAUCCAUAAUACCUACCCGGUGCCAACGGGAACCGACAUCGCCAACACCCUGAAGUACUUCUCCCAGACACUGUUAAGCAUUUUGUCCCGGUCAGGCAAGAAGGACAAUCAAGAUGCCUCCAAUUUGACAGUGCCCAUGACUAUGUGUCUUUUCCCUGUGCCAUUCCCACUCACCCCAUCUCUAAGACCACAGGUCAGUUCCAUCAAUCCUACUGUUACUCGCUCCCUCCUUUACAGCGUCCUGCGAGAUUCUCCAUCGGAACGAGGCCAACAAAGCCGCGAUGCCCAAUUGUCCGAGUACCCUUCUUUGGAUUAUCAGGGGCUCUAUGUGACAUUGGUUACCUUGUUGGACCUGGUGCCCUUACUCCAACAUGGACAACAUGAUCUGGGACAAUCCAUAUUUUAUACCACCGCUUGCCUGUUACCGUUUCUGAGUGACGAUAUACUGAGCACGUUACCGUACACCAUGAUCUCCACAUUGGCCACCUUCCCUCCCUUCCUCCACAAGGACAUCACCGAGUAUCUCAGUACGUCCUUCCUGCCCAUGGCCAUCUGCUCCAGAGGAAGAGAAGGAAGUGUACCACAACAUGUUAACCUCUCCGCCUCAUCAAUGCUUAUGAUUGCCAUGCAGUACACCUCCAACCCAGUCUAUCACUGUCAGCUCUUGGAGUGUCUCAUGAAGUACAAGCAGGAAGUGUGGAAAGAUCUUCUGUAUGUCAUCGCCUACGGACCCUCCCAGGUCAAGCCGCCAGCCGUGCAGAUGCUGUUCCAUUAUUGGCCGAACCUGAAACCCCCGGGAGCCAUCAGCGAAUACCGCGGCCUGCAAUACACGGCCUGGAAUCCCAUCCACUGUCAGCACAUCGAAUGUCACAACGCCAUCAACAAACCCGCUGUGAAGAUGUGUAUCGAUGCCGCCCUGUCGGUGGCUUUGGGUGAUAAACCUCCCCCGUUAUACCUGUGUGAGGAAUGCAGCCAGAGGAUUGCUGGGGAUCACAGUGAAUGGCUCAUCGACGUUCUUCUCCCUCAAGCUGAAAUUUCAGCCAUUUGUCAGAAAAAGAACUGCAGCUCUCACGUAAGGAGGGCGGUGGUGACGUGCUUCUCCGCCGGCUGCUGCGGUCGUCACGGUAACCGGCCGGUGCGUUACUGCAAACGCUGCCACUCCUACCACCAUAACCAAGAGGCGGGCGGAGCUUCUUCCUCGGAGGCGCACCUGUUCCAGACGUCCCCGCCUCCGAUUAACACCAGAGAGUGCGGCGCGGAGGAGCUGGUGUGUGCGGUGGAAGCCGUGAUAAGUUUGCUGAAGGAGGCGGAGUAUCACGCGGAGCAGCGGGAGUACGAGAUGAACCGGCGCAGGCAGAUGGGCCUCGCCUCCUCUCAUCAUUCAUUGGACAACACCGACUUCGAUAACAAAGACGAUGAUAAACACGACCAGCGCCUGCUCAGCCAGUUCGGGAUCUGGUUCCUGGUGAGCCUUUGCACGCCGAGCGAGAACACGCCCACCGAGAGCCUCGCCCGACUGGUCAGCAUGGUGUUCCAGUGGUUCCAUUCCACGGCUUACAUGAUGGACGACGAGGUCGGCAGCCUUGUGGAGAAGCUCAAGCCUCAGUUUGUCACCAAGUGGCUGAAGACGGUGUGCGACAUUCGCUUCGACGUCAUGGUGAUGUGCCUGCUGCCCAAACCCAUGGAGUUCGCCAGGGUCGGCGGAUAUUGGGACAAGUCUUGCAGCACGGCCACGCAGCUGAAGGAAGGUCUGAAUAGAAUUUUGUGCCUUAUCCCUUAUAACGUUAUAAACCAGCCGGUCUGGGAGUGUAUCAUGCCGGAGUGGCUCGAGGCCAUCAGAACCGAGGUGCCGGACCACCAGCUCAAGGAGUUCCGAGAGGUCCUCAGUAAAAUGUUUGAUAUUGAGAUGUGCCCGCUGCCCUUCUCCAUGGAAGAGAUGUUCGGGUUUAUCAGCUGCCGAUUCACCGGCUACCCAUCCUCCGUCCAGGAACAAGCUUUACUCUGGCUACACGUUUUGUCAGAACUGGACAUUGUGGUCCCUCUUCAGCUGUUGAUCAGCAUGUUCUCUGAUGGGGUGAACUCGGUGAAGGAGCUGGCCAAUCAGAGGAAAGUCCGAAUCACCGACUUAUCCGGGAACGUUCCUGGAAACCGGAGCAGCAUUGCUUCGGAUCCGGGGCGCCGGGUCCUGCACAGCAUGCUGAGUCCUUUCCCCAGCCCCUUUCACAGUCCCUUCCGCAGUCCCAUGCGCAGUCCUUUCCGGAGCCCCUUCAAAAACUACGGACACCCCGUGGGGAAGACCAACGACUUCGACUGCGAUGACGAGGAGAUGAAUCUCAACUGCUUUAUCCUCAUGUUUGAUCUCAUAUUAAAACAGAUGGAGUUGCAAGAUGACGGCAUCACGCUGGGAUUAGAGAACAGCCUAUCCAAAGACGUCAUCUCCAUCAUAAACAACGUGUUCCAGGCCCCCUGGGGGGGCUCCCACACCUGUCAGAAGGAUGAGAAGGCGGUGGAGUGCAGCCUGUGUCAGUCCAGCAUCCUCUGCUACCAGAUGGCCUGCGAGCUGCUGGAACGGUUGGCGCCCAAGCUGGAGAUCCGUUUGGUGGAGCCGACUGACAGCCUAGAGGAGAGUCUGCUAUACUCCCGGCCGGAAUUUAUCAUCGGCGCCGCCGAGGGGGAAGAGGAGGAGAAUCCCGCCAAGAAACACGCCGACAAUCCCGGAACUCACCCCGAGACCGCGGGACCCACCAACACAACAAAUGUGAAAAACGACACGGAUCACAAGUUCUUCUACCAGCAGCUUCCUGUGACCCUGAAGCUAAUUUACACCGUUCUCCAGGAAAUGGCGAAGUUCGAUGAGCCGGACAUUCUCUUCAACAUGCUGAGCUGCCUGAAGACUCUGUGCCUGCACGGCGAGUGUCUCUACAUCGCUAAGAAGGACCACCUUCCCUUCCUCGCCUACAUACAGGAGCACAUGCUGAUCUCCAGCUUGUGGCGGGUUCUGAAGUCGGAGUUCUCCCAGCUGUGUUCCCUGGCGGUCCCGCUGCUCCUCCACGCUCUGUCUCUUCCGUACGGCGCCGAUAUCUUCUGGACAAUUAUAAACUCCAACUUCAACAGCAAGGACUGGAAGAUGAGGUUUGAAGCAGUGGAGAAGGUCGCCGUUCUCUGCCGGUUCCUGGACAUCCAUUCGCUCACAAAGAACCACCUGCUGAAAUAUUCGCUGGCCCACGCCUUCUGCUGCUUCCUGACCGCCGUGGAAGACGUCAACCCAGCGGUGGCGACACGCGCCGGUCUUCUGCUGGACACCAUCAAGAGGCCGGCCCUGCAGGGUCUUUGCCUCUGCCUGGACUUCCAGUUUGACACGGUGGUAAAGGACCGGCCGACCAUCCUCAGCAAGCUCCUCCUCCUCCACUUCCUGAAGCAGGACAUCCCGGCGCUGAGCUGGGAAUUCUUUGUGAACAGAUUUGACACGUUGUCCCUGGAAGCUCAGCUACACCUGGACUGCAACAAGGAGUUCCCCUUCCCUACAACGAUUACGGCUGUGAGGACAAACGUGGCCAACCUGAGCGACGCCGCCUUGUGGAAAAUCAAAAGAGCGCGCUUUGCCCGCAACAGGCAGAAGAGUGUGCGGUCCCUGAGAGACAGCGUCAAGGGGGCCACCGAGUCAAAGAGGGCCCUCUCAUUGCCAGAGACUCUCAGCACCAAAAUCCCUGUCAGACUGACGAGACACGAGCAGUCGGCUCCGGUCCUCGGGGGCAACGCUGAGCAGCAACAAGGACAACACUCCCCAGAAAACGAUCACAUCAUCAAGGACCCUCUCCCGGAGGACGCGGGGAUCGACCAUCAGACGGUCCACCAGCUGAUCUCCGUCCUCAUGAAGUUCAUGGCCAAAGACAAGAGCAGCGCGGAGGCCGACAUCAGCAGCGCCAAAGCCUUCAACACCGUGAAGAGACAUCUGUAUGUGUUGUUGGGUUUCGACCAGCAGGAGGGCUGCUUCAUGAUCGCGCCUCAGAAAAUGCGCAUCUCCACCUGCUUCAAUGCGUUUAUUGCCGGAAUCGCUCAGGUGAUGGAUUACAACAUCAGUCUUGGGAAGCACCUCCUGCCCCUGGUGGUUCAAGUUCUGAAAUACUGCACCUGCCCUCAGCUGCGCCACUUCUUCCAGCACCCGCCCCGCUGUUCCCUGUGGUCCCUGAGGCCUCAUAUCCGUCAGAUGUGGCUGAAGGCUCUUCUUGUUAUCCUCUAUAAGUAUCCGUACAGAGAGGCCGACCUCAGCAAGAUCAUGCUUAAUCUGAUCCACAUAACCGUCAACACCCUGAACGCCCAGUACCACAGCUGCAAACCGCACGCCACGGCCGGCCCGCUGUACAGCGACAACAGCAACAUCAGCAGAUACAGCGAGAAGGAGAAAGCGGAGGAGGACAGCGUGUUUGACGAGUCUGAUAUCCACGAUACGCCAACCGGAGCCGGUAAUAAGGAAUCGCAGACGUUCUUUGCCCGAUUAAAGAGGAUCGGUGGGAGCAAGAUGGUGAAAUACCAACCAGUGGACAUGAGUGCCCAGAGAAGUGAGAUUGAACUGGCUGAAUACAGGGAGUCGGGGGACAGCAUUCUACGUUGUGUGAGAGAAGACACCAACCAGAAGAAGAGGUUACGGUCCCUCAAACAAAAGUCUCUGGACAUUGGCAACACAGACUCUUUGUUGUUCACUCUUGACGAGCAUCGCCGGAAGUCGUGCAUUGACCGGUGCGACAUCCUCCACCCCAAUAACCAGAAAAUGAACGACUGCGGACGUUCGAGGCAGAACUCCUCCACAAAAGCCGAUAAUGGAGACAUUGAUGAGAAUCCAACGCAAAUGGAGAGCUGCCAGGAAGUCAGAAGAACCAUCAUACCGGAGGUGAGGUUAAGCUGCAUGGAGACAUUUGAGGUCAAGGUGGACUCUCCGGUAAAAUCAUCUUCGCCAAGAGAAGACUUAGACCUCAUCGAUUUGUCUUCAGAUUCAACAUCAGGGCCAGAAAAACAGUCCAUUUUAUCCACCUCCGAUAGUGACUCUUUGGUCUUUGAGCCGCUUCCGCCCUUGAGAAUUGUAGAGAGUGACGAUGAAGAGUUUCAGCUCCUGAACAGCGAGACUCUAGGCAUCUCGGCUUCUUCAACUCCCAUCAGUGCCUCAGUACUUAGCCUUAGCAUAAUGCCCCUGGUACAAGUAAGUGUAGAAGACUGUUCUAAAUCCUUCACUGCCGGGGACUUCAGUUAUAAUCCAUCUUUGGAAGACGAUGAUUUCCCUUCCCGAGCCCUAGAAGAUCAAAAAGACUUUGAAGAAUUGGCGAAGCCGGGAGACUGUCAGGAGGCCUCCAUCGGGAGCCCGCUCACUCUCAAGCAGAAGCGAGACCAGCUGCGCAAGUCCUGCGCGCUCACCGGCAUGUCGUUGGAUGACAGCUUUGAGGACGCCACAGAGGACCCCGCAGAGGAAGCCGGUUCUCCCGCGAAAAGCGUUCACCUGAGCGUGCCGGAAGAAGGCGGAAACCAGACAGAUAGCGAUAAGCCAGACGCCAGCGCGGAAUCUGACACCGAGCACAUCGCAGAACAUAAGGAAGAAGCGGAAGAAUCUGAGUUCAAGAUACAAAUUGUCCCCAGGCAGAGAAAGCAAAGGAAGAUCGCAGUCAGCGCGAUACAACGGGAAUACCUGGACAUAACCUUCAACAUCCUGGACAAGCUGGGAGAACAGAAAGAUCCAGAGUCUAAAGCGCUGUCCAUCCUUCCCCGAGAAUCGUCUUCUGCGCCGACCCUGGAGGCCGGGAUCCCGGAGCCCAGCAGCCGCUCUUCUCUCGCAACACAAUAUAGACAGAUGAAGCGGGGUUCUCUGGGAGCGCUCGCUAUGGCGCAGCUCAUGAAGAGGCAACUCGAGCACCAAUCCAGUGCACCCCACAAUAUCAGUACCUGGGAUCCUGAUGACCCCAAAGCUGCACACGAGGUCUUAGGAAGCAUCUCAGAGGUGUCCAUGGGCAGGACGAGUAUUCCGUAUAUCCAGAUUGGGGCGACAAAGUCCAGCCUACUCUCGGCUCCCAGUAUAGUCAGCAUGUUUGUUCCCGCCCCCGAGGACUUCUCUGAUGACCAGCCCACAAUAAUGUCUGAUAAGUGCCAUGACUGUGGGGCCAUCCUGGAGGAAUAUGAUGAGGAAACUUUAGGUCUGGCCAUCGUUGUUCUUCUGACAUUCAUUCACCUGAGUCCGGACUUGGCGGCUCCUCUGCUGCUCGAUAUCAUGCAAUCCGUGGGCAGGUUGGCGUCCUGUACAAGUUUCUCCAAUCAAGCUGAAAGCAUGCUGAUUCCCGGGAACGUGGCGGGGGUGGCGAAACAAUUCCUCCGCUGUGUAUUCCACCAGUUGGCACCCAAUGGCAUCUUCACCCAACUCUUCCAGAGCAAUAUCAAAGACGGGAGCUUCUUGCGCACGUUGGCGGUCGCGCUGAUGGACUUCAAUGAGCUGAGCUCCUUUGCUGCCCUCAGCCAACUGCUGGAGGGUUUAAACAACAAAAAGAACUUGCCUGCAGGGGGCGCCAUGUUGCGCUGCUUGGAGAACAUUGCCACUUUUAUGGAAGCCUUACCCAUGGAUUCCCCCAGCAAUCUCUGGACAACCAUUUGUAAUCAGUUCCAGACGUUCUUCGCCAAACUUCCCUCCGUCCUGCCACUAAAGUGCUCCUUAGAUUCCAGUCUGCGGAUAAUGAUUUGCCUGCUGAAGAUCCCGACAACCAACGCCACCCGGAGUUUGCUGGAUCCGUUCUCCAAGCUCCUGAGCUUCGUCAUGCAGAACGGGGUCUUCUCCUUGGCGUACCUCAUCGAGCUCUGCGGCCUGUGUUACCGAGUCUUCACCAAGGAACGGGAUAAAUACUACUUGACCCGCAGCGUGAUCCUCGACCUCCUACAAGCCCUGAAACUGAAGUCGCCGCUCCCCGACACCAACCUCCUCCUGCUGGUUCAGUUUAUUUGCACAGAUGUCGGCACCAAAUUAGCCGAAUCCACCAUCAUUCACAAGCAGAUGAUCGCGUCUCUUCCUGGGUGCGGGACGGCCGCCAUGGAGUGCACGCGCCAAUACAUCGGCGAGAUUUUGGACUUCAUUGCUGAUAUGCAUACAUUAACCAAACUGAAGAAUCACAUGAAGACCUGUUCGCAGCCCUUACAUGAAGACACGUUCGGCGGUCACCUUAAAGUCGGCCUCGCCCAAAUAGCCUCAAUGGAGAUAACCCGAGGAAAUCACCGGGACAAUAAGGCUGUUCUACGAUACCUGCCUUGGCUCUAUCACCCGCCUUCAGCCAUGCAGCAAGGACCUAAAGAGUUCAUUGAGUGCGUGUCGCAUAUCCGCCUCCUGUCGUGGCUUCUCUUGGGGUCGCUCACCCACGGCGUGGUCUGCCCAAACUUAACCUCGCCAUGCAUGCCGAUUCCUCUGGAUGCCGGCUCCCAUGUGGCCGAUCACCUCAUUGUGAUUCUUAUCGGUUUCCCCGAACAAUCCAAGACCUCGGUGCUCCACAUGUGCUCCCUCUUCCACGCCUUCAUCUUUGCGCAGCUCUGGACGGUGUACUGCGAGCAGGCCGCCAUCGCCCCAACCGUCCAGAACCAGAACGAGUUCAGCUUCACGGCCAUCCUGACAGCACUGGAGUUCUGGAGCCGCGUCACUCCCAGCGUCCUUCAGUUGAUGGCGCACAACACUGUGAUGGUAGAGAUGGUCUGCCUGCAUCUCAUCAGCCUAAUGGAGGCGCUACAGGAAUGCAACUCCACCGUCUUUGUAAAACUGAUCCCUAUGUGGUUACCGAUGAUCCAAUCCAACAUAAAGCAUUUAUCGGCAGGGCUACAGCUCCGCCUCCACGCGAUCCAGAACAACGCCAACCAGCAGAACCUGCGGAUGCUCCAAGGCUCGGCGCAGUUCAGUCACAACUCGGCCGUCCUGCGGAAGUGGCUGCAGUGCACGCAGUUCAAAAUGGCGCAGGUGGAGAUCCAGUCUUCGGAGGCCGCCUCCCAGUUUUAUCCUCUGUAACGUUUCGAUGGUCUUGGUGAAACCAAAAGUAUAAUCUACGAGGAUCGACGUCGCUGGUCGGCCUGAUGGGAUUAGAGGGGUAUCGGGGAAUAUGACCCCCCCCCCAAAAAAAAACACCAAUUUGGUGCUUUCAAAAGGUUCCGAAAAGGUUUCCCCACACAAAGCUGUCAGUUUAGUUUGGAGUGGAAGGAGGAGGUUGCUAGAAGCCGGAUUUGGUAAAGGGGAACUCCAUUGAGCCCAAUGCUUACUACUCCCCUCCCCCCCCCCCGGUAACUUUCCAUAAAUGCUGUAAAAUAUAUGAAAUGGAUGCAACCACCUGACUGCUCCAAGCUUUCUUCCCUUCAUAUUACCCAGCGAUGGGCAGGGAAGAACAUCCCCACAAGUGAGGAACUACACGUCCCGAAACGCAUUGGGAGGAGCAAGUAUGUGGCACAGGAAGAGACCUGAAACAAUGUAUUUCUUUGAUUUUAGUCUAAUUAGGGUUUGCUUAGAAAGGAGUUUAUUGGACGUUCGCUGUUGGGCGCAAGCGUUCAAUACGUGCAAAAACGGGCAAUUUCUUGCUGGCGCAUCCCAAUAGGGGCGAGACGCUGAAGACGGUAAAUCUCCUGACCUGAUCUUAUGUUACAAAUCAUCGCCGAAUGCAGGAAAAGAAACAACGCAACUCUACGUGAGCCCUAAAAAAAGCCAAAGAGACUUGGCUGUGGACCAACGCUACAGGGCCGGUGCUACCAC